UACGAGUUGGUGUGGUAAGAGGAGAUAUAGACCGGCCCUCUAUCUUCUGUAUAUAUUCUUCUUAUCUAGCUAGCUGCCUUCUCUUGCGGUGCGGCCUGUGUAUAAAUUCGGGCGGCGCUCGUCACACUCGUUGGGCGCAAGGAGAAGUACUUACUACACGAAGAAUCUGCAAAGACCGUGCUCUGAUAGGCUGGGGCGUGCGCUGCCGCUGAUCAGGCUUCUGUUCUUCCUCUAGUGCGAUAUUCACGCUGAUAGUGGAAUAAAAUGGACACUUUCUCCCAUGUUCCGCCGGGUUUCCGGUUUCAUCCUACCGACGAGGAGCUCGUUGAUUAUUACUUGAGGAAGAAGGUGGCAUCCAAGAAGAUUGACCUGGACGUCAUAAAGGACGUCGAUUUGUACAAAAUCGAGCCAUGGGAUCUCCAAGACAAGUGCAAGAUUGGCAUGGAGGAGCAGAACGACUGGUACUUCUUCAGCCACAAGGACAAGAAGUACCCGACGGGCACCCGCACCAACAGGGCGACGAGCGCCGGGUUCUGGAAGGCGACGGGGAGGGACAAGCCCAUCUACACAAACCACUGCCUUGUCGGAAUGAGGAAGACCCUCGUCUUCUACAAGGGCCGUGCGCCCAACGGUCAGAAGUCGGACUGGAUCAUGCACGAGUACCGCCUCGAGACGAACGAGAAUGGAGCCACGCCCGAGGAAGGAUGGGUGGUCUGCCGGGUGUUCAAGAAGCGAGUCGCGACGGUGCGGAGGAUGGCAGAUAUGAACUCGCCUUGCUGGUUCGACGACCAUGGCGCUGGAGGUGGGUUCAUGCCGGACCUCGACUCGCCGAGGCAGCUCGGGUACCAGCACCACCACCCCCAGAACUUGGCACCGUACCACAGCCAGCAGCAGCAGCAGUACCACUGCAAGCCGGAGCUGGAGUACCAUCACCUCCUGCCGCAGGAGGCCUUCAUGCAACAGCUUCCUCACCUGGAGAGCCCCAAGCCUACUACGGCCUACAUUGGCCACGGCAGCAGCGGCGGCAUCCUGUCGUCGACCAGCAAUCACCCCCUCGCGCAUGACGGGCCCUCCAGGUUCGCAGCGCAGCAACCGCCGAUGGACCAUGCGCUUUACACUGGUGAAUCGUCGGCCACCGACUGGAGGUACCUCGACAAGUUCGUCGCGUCUCAGCUGUUCAGCCAUGACGGUACCAAUCCCAAGGAGCAGGCCACUCACUCCAAUGCAGCAGUCCAGGUGUUUCAGGCAGAGAACAAGCAUGAAGAGGCCCUGGACUAUGCUUCGACAUCUGCCGGCCUAGGCUCGGCUCAUCUGUGGAAAUAGCAUGCACAAGCAAGCACAACUCCAUUGGACAUCCUACACAAUUUAUACAAUCCAGACCUGAUCUAGUGUACAAAUAUAGCUGGCCAUGUAUGCCAUGAUUAAUCAUGGUAUAUAUAUGCACACACACAUAUAUAUACAUAAUAAAUAUGUAACCGAAGUGGUUAUGUAGUAUCUAUAGUAGUACUAUUUGGUAUCAGGUCUCUGGACCUGAUGCUAAUAAGGUAGCCGAAAGUUGAGGCUAAGGGGCUUCAGUGACUGACUUGACCAUUUUGUGAAAAUAGUCAAGCUGUUGAUGGACGUCUAUUUUGUGCAGUCCAUCACACAAACGGCAGCUAAGGACACUGCCGAUGCACCAACAAUGUUUUACCAACUCUAUAUAUGUACCAUGUAU
Messenger RNA from Triticum dicoccoides, 1714 nucleotides. RefSeq names its product NAC domain-containing protein 7-like. The coding region runs from base 265 to 1323 and encodes 352 amino acids. The record is from RefSeq and is a predicted model, not a curated record. Gene Ontology annotation, biological process: regulation of DNA-templated transcription. Gene Ontology annotation, molecular function: DNA binding. Lineage: Eukaryota; Viridiplantae; Streptophyta; Magnoliopsida; Poales; Poaceae. The transcript is spliced from 5 exons.